Messenger RNA from Castor canadensis (American beaver), 1767 nucleotides. Its product is annotated as probable lysine-specific demethylase 4F. Gene Ontology annotation, cellular component: nucleus; chromatin. Gene Ontology annotation, molecular function: histone H3K9 demethylase activity. NCBI's taxonomy places the organism in Eukaryota, Metazoa, Chordata, Mammalia, Rodentia, Castoridae. The record is from RefSeq and is a predicted model, not a curated record. Gene Ontology annotation, biological process: chromatin remodeling; regulation of gene expression.
AUGGAAGUGCUAAGAACUUGUGAAUUUUCUGCUGAGUACAUUGUGACACCCAUGUCCCCUGACCAGUCUGGCACCAAGAACCCAACUUGUACAAUCAUGACUUUCCAGCCAACCAUGGAGGAAUUUUCAGAUUUCAACAAAUACAUUGCUUACAUGGAGUCUCAAGGUGCCCACCGAGCUGGACUAGCCAAAGUCAUUCCACCCAAGGAAUGGACAGCCAGACAAUCCUAUGACAAUGUCAGUGGCAUCUUAAUAGCCACCCCCCUGCAGCAGGUGGUGUCUGGAGGGGCAGGUGUGUUCACUCAAUACCAUAAAAAGAAGAAAGCCAUGACAGUAGGGCAGUACCGCCACCUGGCAAACAGUGAAAAGCAUCGCACCCCAGCACACCUGAAUUAUGAAGAUUUGGAGAGAAAGUACUGGAAGAGCCGCCUCUAUGGUUCACCUCCCAUUUAUGGUGCUGAUGUCAAUGGGUCUUUAUUUGAUGAAAGCACUAAAGAGUGGAAUCUUGGCCACCUGGGGACCAUUCAGGAUCUGCUGGAGCAGGAAUGUGGCAUUGUCAUCGAGGGGGUCAACAGACCCUACCUCUACUUUGGCAUGUGGAGGACCACCUUCGCGUGGCACACGGAGGACAUGGACCUGUACAGCAUCAACUUCGUGCACUUUGGGGAGCCCAAGACCUGGUACGCGGUGCCCCCCGAGCACGGGCAGCGCCUGGAGCGCCUGGCCAGGGAGCUGUUCCCGGGCAGCGCCCAGGGCUGCGAGGCCUUCCUGCGGCACAAGGUGGCCCUCAUCUCUCCCACGGUGCUCAGGGAGAAUGGCGUCCCCUUCAGCCGCGCGACGCAGGAGGCCGGAGAGUUCGUGGUGACUUUUCCCUAUGGCUACCACGCUGGCUUCAACCAUGGCUUCAACUGCGCCGAGGCCAUCAACUUUGCCACCCCACGCUGGAUCGAUUAUGGCAAAGUGGCCUCUCAGUGCAGCUGCGGGGAGGCCAGGGUCAGCUUCUCCAUGGACGCGUUCGUGCGCCUCCUGCAGCCUGAGCGCUAUGAGCUGUGGAGACACGGGCUGGACCAGGUUAGGCGGGAGCUGAGCCCCAGGGUGGGGCUCCUGGAGUUUGGGAUGUUCCAGUUGGGCAGAAGGACUGUCCCUAGUCCUAAGGCUGAACUCCUCAGCUGCCCCUCCAGGUCCUCUCGCACUGCGGGGUGUCACCUGGCUGCAGGCACCCGUGGCUGCCCCAAAUCUGGUGGGAAGCCCUUGCUGACCGCUGGUGUGUGCACCCCUGAGGACCACUCUGCAGCUGGCAGGCAUGGCCGUGGCCGUGGGCGUGGCCAUGGCCGUGGCCGUGGGCGUGGUCGUCAUCCCCGUGAAUGGGGGGCGGCUGAGCCCACUGUCCUGCCGCAGACCAAAAGGCUCCGAGUGGUGCAGGCAGAGUGCGCAGUGCAGGGUCUGGGUGCUCUUAGCCUUCCUAGGGAUGAAGACUCACCUGAGAGCCUCCUGCCCCUCUUUCCCGCCAAGGCUUCUGGAUGUUGCUGUGCUCCUGAUCUUCAACCUUUGGGGCCUCCACUGGACCCUGACAAUCCCAUGCACCCUGGACCAUGCUUGCUGUCUCUGGACAGCUUUGUGACUGAUCUCCCUUUAUUUCUUCCACCAACCUCUCACAAAGGCAUUGUGCCUUGGAGCAGGUUCUCCAGGGACAGUGCUGGGAUUGGUAUGACCCCCAUGAACCUGGCUGAGGUUGUAAGGAUGGACCACUCCUAUGCCAAAUGGUGA